This is a messenger RNA of Uranotaenia lowii, 4542 nucleotides long. RefSeq names its product transient receptor potential protein (gene trp). NCBI's taxonomy places the organism in Eukaryota, Metazoa, Arthropoda, Insecta, Diptera, Culicidae. Bases 559 to 4206 code for a protein of 1215 amino acids. The record is from RefSeq and is a predicted model, not a curated record. Gene Ontology annotation, cellular component: cation channel complex; membrane. Gene Ontology annotation, biological process: regulation of cytosolic calcium ion concentration; calcium ion transmembrane transport; manganese ion transport. Gene Ontology annotation, molecular function: store-operated calcium channel activity; inositol 1,4,5 trisphosphate binding; protein binding. The transcript is spliced from 15 exons.
UCAAUUUGCCGAUAUUCGCGUAUCGAAAGUUGACCGUUUGACAUCGUCGGGAUCGUGGGAAGUUUUCUUGUGGUUGAGCUUUGAAGGAUUUGGGAGAACUUCCAAAGAUGUGACUGAUUAAAAGUGGUUAACUCCGGUUCAAAUUGGUGAAAAGUACUUCCGGAGUUGUCCUGUGCUGUAACUUGAAGGAAGAUUAACUUAAAAGAAUGGGAAAACUCCAUUUUCGUCUGUUUAAUUUAAUUAGUCUUUGAGGUUAUAGGUUUUCAAGUACAUGAAAAAAGUAAUUCAGCUGAUCAAUCCGGUGAACAAAAAUUGAGUGGAAGUUGGGAGUUUUAAAGGAAUACAAAAACCUCCAACAAAUCUGAAAAAGAUAAACCCAGGUUUGCGUUCCAGAUCGAUCCAAAGAACAACCUUGGUCGUGUACCUCUCAAAGUGUCAAACUAAGUGCCUUCUAAUUACAUGAAAUGUGAACUACUGGAUCAAUAGCCCGUAGUUGGCAAAGUGAAAAUCUAAGUGAAAAAAGCAAAAGUGUCCUGAGAACUAAGCCCUAGAAGCAAAAUGAAGAAACCCUCCGAAUCCCGGGAGAAUCUGGUGAACUCGAAUGCCUCGCUGGCAACGAGCGCCGGAGGUCAGCAAUCGGAUGGUCGAAACAACUCGAACGCCAUGGCCAACAUCGAGGUGGAGGCGGAUGGGAAAUCGAUCAGGAGUGCCGUUUCGGAGUUCGAUCGGGAAGCGCCGGAUAUCAUACUGACCCGAACCGAGAAGCAAUUUCUGCUGAGUGCCGAGCGAGGUGAUUGCGCAACGGUUCGAAGAAUCAUCCAAGAAAACAAAGCCACUCCGGAAGAAUUCGACAUCAACUGCGUGGAUCCGUUGAACCGGUCAGCCCUGAUAGCAGCAAUCGAAAACGAAAACAUUGAACUCAUCCGGCUGCUACUGGGCGAGGGAAUCAAAGUCAAGGAUGCACUCCUGCACGCCAUCAAGGAAGAAUACGUGGAAGCAGUCGAAACUUUACUCCUCUGGGAGGAGGAAAACCACGUUCCUGGUGAUCCUUAUAGUUGGGAAGCGGUUGAUCGAUCGUCCUCAUCCUUUACUGCCGAUAUUACCCCACUCAUCCUGGCCGCUCAUAAAAAUAAUUAUGAAAUUCUCAAAAUUUUGCUCGAUCGAGGGGCUACCCUGCCCAUGCCACAUGAUGUUCGCUGCGGAUGUGACGAGUGUGUCACGUCGAGUGACCAUGAUUCCCUGCGCCAUUCACAGUCCCGCAUCAAUGCGUACCGGGCCCUCUCGUCCAGUUCGUUGAUAGCGCUCAGCUCAAAGGAUCCCAUCUCGACGGCGUUUCACCUCAGCUGGGAGCUGCGGCGUCUCAGCCGGAUGGAGUCGGAAUUUCGGGCAGAAUACACGGCGAUGCGACUCAAUUCGCAGGAACUGGGCACGGCUCUGCUAGAUCAUGCCCGGACAUCGAACGAGCUGGAAAUCAUGCUGAACUACAAUCCGGGGGCGACCGAUAACUGGGAACCGGGCGAGCGACAGACGCUGGAACGACUCAAGCUGGCCAUCAAGUUUAAGCAGAAAUUGUUCGUGGCCCAUCCAAACGUGCAGCAGCUGCUGGCAGCGAUCUGGUACGAAGGACUUCCGGGUUUCCGGCGGAAAUCCCCUGUGGGCCAGAUCAUGCAGGUCGCAAAAUUGGGGGCAAUGUUUCCCAUCUACAGCAUGAUCUACAUGAUCGCACCGAACUCGGAAAUGGGCCAAUUCAUGAAGAAACCGUUCGUCAAAUUUAUCGUCCAUUCGGCCAGUUAUGCGUUCUUUUUGAUGCUUUUGGGUGGAGCUUCUCAAAGGGUGGAAUACGUCGCGAUUGAAUGGUUUGGACCGGAUUGGAUGCAGGAAAUUCUAGCGGAAUGGAAACGAAAAGAGCGUGGAUCACUGCCGGGAAUGUUUGAGUGUUUGGUGAUACUGUACAUCAUAAGUUUGAUAUGGCACGAAAUCAAAUCGCUCUGGAAUGACGGUCUUAUGGAAUACGUAACGGAUCUCUGGAACAUUGUGGACUUCAUCUCUAACUCGUUCUACAUAGCGUGGAUCAGUUUGAGGUUUACCUCCUGGUUUACUGUUUGGCGCGACGCCAGAGCUGGACUCAAUCCCUGGUAUCCCAGGGAGCAGUGGGACCCAUUUGAUCCGAUGCUACUCUCUGAAGGUGCCUUUGCAGCCGGAAUGAUCUUCUCUUUCCUAAAACUAGUUCACAUAUUCUCGAUAAAUCCUCACUUGGGACCACUUCAAGUUUCAUUGGGCCGUAUGAUCAUCGACAUCAUCAAGUUUUUCUUCAUCUACACCUUGGUUCUGUUCGCAUUCGGAUGUGGUCUCAAUCAAUUGCUUUGGUACUACGCAGUCCUGGAGAAAAAUAAGUGCUAUCAUCUGCCGUCGGGAUUGCCGGAUUUUGAGAAUCAUGAAAAAGCUUGUGCCAUCUGGCGACGGUUUGCCAACUUGUUUGAAACUUCGCAAUCCCUUUUUUGGGCAUCGUUCGGGUUGGUGGAUUUGAUGGCGUUCGAGCUGGCUGGCAUCAAGAGUUUUACCCGGUUUUGGGCCCUGCUGAUGUUUGGAUCAUACAGUGUCAUCAACAUUAUCGUGCUGCUGAACAUGUUGAUCGCUAUGAUGAGCAACAGUUAUCAGAUUAUUUCGGAACGUUCCGACAGUGAGUGGAAAUUCGCCCGAUCCCGACUCUGGAUGAGUUAUUUCGAAGAUGGUGACACCCUGCCGCCACCCUUCAAUCUGGUCCCAUCGGUCAAAAACUUCUACAAACUGUGCGGCCUAUGCAAAUGUGACAAAGAUAAACGGUCAACAACGAGCUUCAUCAAACGGAACCGGGAUAAAGCCCAAAGGCGGCAUGAGAAUGUGAUGAAACUGCUGGUCCGUCGUUAUGUCACUGCGGAGCAAAGAAAGCGAGACGAUUUCGGUAUCACCGAGGACGAUGUGAUGGAGAUCCGACAGGACAUCAGCACCCUGCGCUACGAGCUGAUCGAUAUCCUGCACCAGAACGGGAUGCAAACACCCCGCCUCAAUCCGAACGACGCUUCAAUCGCUGGCAAAAAGGGUCGCGUCAUGGAGCGGCGCAUCCUGAAGGACUUCCAGAUCGGUUUUGUCGAGGGACUGCUUAAUGAAACGUUCCAAAAUGCAGCGGAUCGAGCCGUAACGCCGGAUGUUUUCAGUACCAUUGCCAAAGCCAUCGGAGCCAAAACCGGAAGCAAAAAGAAGAAGCCUGAGGAUUGGAACGCUCUGGUUCGCAAGAGUACGGUGGCUCGUGAUCCGAUUGGUAACUCAACGGAGGCCAUCAUGCGUCGUAGCCGGCAGAGUUUGAGGAAACAGAUCAUCGACUCUGCUAAUCAGGGUCUGGAGAUGAACACCGACAAUCUGGUUGAGUUUAAUCCGAAGCUUUCGGAGGUAACGCCGGUUACUCGAGUGGCCUACGUCAAGUUUAUGACCACCAAGUUGAAAAAAGACCUGAAGGAGACGAGUCCAGUUGAUGAGGCUGGGUUCGAGACCGAGCGGAGAACCUCGGUUAAGAGGGGUUCCAUAAAGAAACUGGUGGAGAAGAUUGAAAGUAUCGACGCUUCGCCUGCAACGAAAGAUCCCUCCCCGGAACCAUUGAAAAAGGAAACCGAAAUCCCUCUGAAGGAGGCCCCACCUUCCCCAACGGCAGCGACCACCGUCGAUCAACCGGAAGUGGUGGUAGCCAGCACAGCCUUCAAGGAAGAAGUUGGAGGAGGAGGAGGUGGAGUCGACAUGACCAAGGUGCGAGUCCGCUCUCCGAUCAUCGAAGAUCCCAACGAGGAAUUCGGAAGCGAAGAUGGUGAUCGAUGCCUUUCUCCGAAACGAGUUGAUAGCAUCCCGGAACGUCCCCAGUCUCCGAUCCCUUCUAGUAGUCCACCGCUGGAACAGAGAACGGACUCCGGAAAACCGAGCUCGACUGACGUCAGCAAAGCAGGUUCGAUUAAAACCGUCAAGGGAAAGUCGCCUUCUCCACCCCCUAAAUCAGAGGUGAAAUCCCUGGAAAGUCUCCCCAAAGAUACGUUGUCCCCGACCGGAUCGGCCAAGUCUCCGACUCCGAAAAGAUCUCCGUCUCCAACCCCAAGUCGCCGAGACACUCCACCCCCAUCUCCAGCCUUCUCGGACAAGGGCAAAUCGAAAGUCACAGGGAAAACAUUGACCGGCUGGAUGUAAAACCCUCCAAGACUCAAACCGGAAAGAGGCUAAUUUAACAAAAGGAAAAUUCGCACCCACAAUAAUCGCGCGCUGUUGGAAAUUAAAUUAGCCAUUUUCCACAAAAGUGAAAAAUUAACAAAAAAAAAAAAAACAAAAGUAAACAUAAAAUGGAAUGUCGAAAUUUAUCUCUCACCCCCUGCAGGCCGUUUUGCGGUCGAUCUCGAGUGCUGGGUCCAAAUCAAUCCCGGUGUUGUUUGUGCAAUUUAGGUGUUUAUUAUUUUCUCAUUUAGCAUUUAGCCAAAAAAGAAACGAAUAAAAAGCAACAGUUGUUGGGAACAUGAGUACCAGUGCAAA